Messenger RNA from Cokeromyces recurvatus, 150 nucleotides. RefSeq lists its product as uncharacterized. NCBI's taxonomy places the organism in Eukaryota, Fungi, Mucoromycota, Mucoromycetes, Mucorales, Mucoraceae. The annotation marks the transcript as partial. The record is from RefSeq and is a predicted model, not a curated record. The transcript has a single exon. Gene Ontology annotation, biological process: positive regulation of transcription by RNA polymerase II; negative regulation of transcription by RNA polymerase II. Gene Ontology annotation, molecular function: zinc ion binding; DNA-binding transcription factor activity, RNA polymerase II-specific; RNA polymerase II cis-regulatory region sequence-specific DNA binding.
UGUAGUAACUGUGAAACUACGAAUACACCUUUAUGGAGACGUAAUCCUGAUGGUAGUCCACUCUGUAAUGCAUGUGGUCUUUUCUUUAAGCUUCAUGGUAAAGUUCGUCCACUGAGUUUGAAAACGGACAUUAUUAAGAAAAGGAAUAGA